Symbiodinium necroappetens is the source of this 515-nucleotide messenger RNA. The record is from the annotation of a GenBank genome assembly. NCBI's taxonomy places the organism in Eukaryota, Dinophyceae, Suessiales, Symbiodiniaceae.
GCUGCAACCACGAAUGGCGCAAGGCAAUCCAUGUGUUGGAGGACCUCCGCUCUAACGCCCUGCAAGUGAAUGCGGCCCCGUUCAAUGCUGCGAUACGCGCAUUGUCCGCUGAAUCCGGGGCGAGGAGCCGGACUAGGGAGCGUCGAUGGCAGAUGGCAUUGAUUACAGCAGAGGAGCUCAUGCUCUUCGGUCCGGAGCCGGACUCUAUCACGCUGAACACAGCGGUGAGUACCUGUGCAUCGGCACGCGCCUGGCAAGCAGCAGUUUCCACCAUCAACGUCGCGCAGCGCUGGUUGGACGUUAUACCAGACUCCAUAAGUUUAAAUACUGCGAUGUCUGCAUGCGAGCGUGCGCAGGAGUGGGAGCACAGUCUUGCGUUGUUUUACUGCGAGAUGCCGCGGUUGCGCAUCGAGCCAACGUUGGUGUCGUUCAACGCUGCAAUCAGCACUUGUGCUGCUGCCGGCCUGUGGCAGGCCGUGCUGUUGCUUGUAAUUAGCCCACGUUUAGCAAAGUGA